Molecule: messenger RNA, 2490 nt
Organism: Acanthamoeba castellanii str. Neff
Lineage: Eukaryota; Discosea; Longamoebia; Acanthamoebidae
Exons: 12
Coding region: 1-2490 (829 amino acids)
Biological process (GO): autophagosome assembly; reticulophagy; piecemeal microautophagy of the nucleus
Cellular component (GO): extrinsic component of membrane; phagophore assembly site
Molecular function (GO): phosphatidylinositol-3-phosphate binding
Source: RefSeq, a predicted model, not a curated record
AUGACGGCCCUCGUCAAGCGUGCGGUCAAGUUUUUUCUGCACAAGACCUUUGGGCACUUUCUGAAGGAGAAGCUCGACCUGUCGCAGCUGGACAUUGAUUUCAAGGCAGGAAUUGUUCAUCUCACCCACCUCGAGCUCAACAAUGAGACGAUCAACAGCCUACUGGGGGAGCUGCCGGUGGAGCUGCGAAGCGGCUGGAUCGAACACGCUUGGGUGACGGUGCCGCUGAAGAAUAUUACUACCUCACUUGUCGAUAACUGCAAGCUCGAGCUGGAAGGCCUUCGUCUCACAUUUGCUCCACGCAAAGUCAAGAGGCCAAGAACGCUCAAAGAAAGCCGUGUGUGGGGCACAAACUCGGAUUACGGCUCGCGGUCGGCUUUCAACGUGGCGGCGUCGAUAUCUGAGAGUGUCAGUGUCGAUCACGAAUCGGUUCCAGAGGAAGCCUACGCUGCGCCGCUUACUGGAGAACGAGAACUCAACCAAAUAAUCGACCAGCUCCUGCUCAUUCUCGAGAACGUGCGCCUCAAGAAUCUCAGUAUCGAACUCGAAUACUUUUGCCCGUCGCUCGGUGAGGAAGCUGUGCUGUGCGUCGAGAUUCCUUCGUUCGAGUAUUCAGACAUCACACGCCACGCCAAGACCAACAACGCCGAUGCCGCCACCAAUAGCACCCAGGAGGCCGGACCUUCAUCUCCCACUACACAGCCCUCGGUCGCCGAGUGGAAUCCCUCCGCCCUGAUCAAGUGCAUCAGAUUUCCAGCGCUAUCUGCUUCUCUCGAUCGAAAGAGUACCCUGCCCCCGUCAGGAAGAGUGGACGGCCGUGGGGACCAUCGCUCCAAGAAGGGCCACACAAUGCUCGUUGUUGCACAACGACCUGACUACGCCGGAGACAACGAAGGUUCCCCCAAGAAGGGAGUAAGCUGCCCCUGGGCCGAAUCGGUGGGCCUCAGCGGCAGCGAAAGCUCCGAUGCCAGCGUGAUCUACAUCAAGCUGAAGCGGAACAAGACCGACGUGUCCAUACCCGACCUCGAUGUGGACUGCACCCUGCAGCAGGUGACCACAGCGAUAUCAGCAGAACAGCUUCAAAUGCUGAUUGACCUGUCGGCCGCGCUCGACGCUAUGAUCGUCUCGCCAGCGAGUAGUCCGCCGCCACCGCCAGCCAGCAAUCUACGUGAGAGCUCAGGAGCGAGGAUGGCACCGUCCCUGGUGCGCAGCCCAUCGCCUCCCACAGCCAUUCCUGCGCCCGAGGAGGACUUGUACUCCAACCAGCCCAUGGCCAGCGAGCUAGAUCUGGCUCAACGCACGGAACGAGCAGCCCGACACAGACCAAGAAGCAGUGGGGCGAAAGGCAAGAGUAAAGCUCUGGAUCGAUCGGGUGACUCGGAAAACUCGCCGAGCGACGACAGCGAGUCGUUCUACGAGUGCGCGCCCGAAGACGACUGGUUCCAGGGCGCUCCGGGAGAGCAUAAGGACAGCGCGCAGGAGGAAGCAGAACCCUGCCCGGUGGCGCACUACACGCUCCUGAACCUGCAGGCGGUGGUGCGGGUCGUGGGCGGGUCGCUCAAUCUCAUCUACGGUUCCACUUCACCGACGCUCUGCGGGACCAUAGCAGACCUACCUCCGACUCGACAGAAGCGCCCCAAGCCAUCGCGCUACGACGAACGACCGGGGGAUGCCGCCUACGAAAAGGGUAAGGAGAAGCAAGACAACGCCGAGGCAUCCGACGACGAACGAGCCCACCAUCGUCAUCUGUACGAGGACGAUGAAGACGACCUGGAUGGCGGUCACGAAGACGAAGACGACAGCAUAGAAGAGCGGGUGGGCGAUCGCCUGGCACUGGAGUUUGAGAGCCUGUUCGUUCAGACCUGGGGCUCUCUCCUCCAGACCCGGGUCGAGAUAUCGGCCGACACGUUGAGUGUCUACGAGUAUCUUGCGGUGCCAUCCUCGCUGGACCAGGAAGAAUCCAGAAGCGAACAGAGGCGAACGGUGUUGAGCUUUGCCGUGCCUCCAUCGCCUUCUCCUCCACGAACUCAAACGCCGCGCUCUGCGCCCGACUUCUCUGCUUCGCCUUCGAUCUCCUCGCAGUCCUCUGGCGGCCGGACACCCUCACUAACUGCGACGGAAGGAAGCGAACGCAGCACCGACCAACGUAACCUUCGCCUCCCGCAGCUGAAAUGCGCAAUCAUGCAAACCAACAAGAGCUUGCAAGUUGAGCUGCCCGGUGACGUGUUUGAUCUUGACAUCGAGACUGUGGUGCAUCCACUCAACGUGUUCCUCGACCUCAAGAUGCUCGACCGCCUGUCUCAAUUCGCCAACGCGCUUCAAUCCAACAAGCCCGUGGGGGAGAAUCUAGAAGGCUUGGCCCACCUGCAUGCCUCGACUCGUGAGCAGCAACUGGAGCUUAAAAGUAGCAGGAUCCGGGCGGGCGUGCAGGGCGGGCUCUGCAUUGUGCUUUACUCGACAGGCAGGCGAGCAGAUUGUUUUGAGGGUUAG